CCCGCCGUAGCUAUGCAGCCGUCUGGAGUGUCACCGAGGAAGGCAUCAAUUGGCGGGAGAAUGCGGUCGUUCUUACAGUCGUUGGGUGGUCUGGCUGGCUCUGUGUCGCCGAGUAUGGGAGAAACGCUGGAGCACUGGGGCGAGUCCCUUCAUUCAAGUCCGUCCAUGCAAACUGACCCACUUGCUGCCCACCGCAGUGCCCUUCACAUCUACAGACAGGCGCUGCAGGUGCUGCUUGAGGAAGGGAUUGCAUUCAAGAGAGUCGUCGAGGCGGCAAAUGAACUCAGGGCGGCCAAGCUCCACACGUCGCUGCACAACUUCUACGGUGUGGCAACAGGGAUGGGUCACAAGAAAAUCGAAUGACACUCAUAUGUUUUGGCGCGUGAUCAGGCGAAGGUAUAUUGGAGCAGGCGUGCACGGCAUAUGCUGACGCUGUGAGCAUUGCACAGUACGAGCGUGCACCUUCCUUACUCGUUUGCGGUGUCCUGUGUGCAGCAUUUGCAGUUCAUACCGACAAGUAGACUCAAUAGCUUCCCGCUGAUAUCAUGUGACCCAUGAAUGCUGGUCUGCCCGUCCUUUUGCUCGCAUCUCAGGAACGGUGGUCCACAGCGAUCUUGAACACCUCUGCACUACAAUCCAGCACAAGAUGGACACCAUCGACAAGAGUGAGUAAAGAAAACCAGCGUGAAGGAAUGCAUUUGUGUCUGCCGUCAUCCAACGUGACGUGGCCUCAGUCAAGGUGAAGUUGGAGAGACGGGACAGAGCAUUUGAGCAGCUGGAGGAACAGCGACGAAGGGUGAGCCCUGCGAACAAAUAGAAGUACAUGCGCUGUCUUGUGUUCAAGACACAUGUGCAUGCAGGUAGACGACUUGCGGGAGAAGGCCGCGCGAGCAGCGGACGCCCAAAGACAUUCGGUCGCUGGUGCACCGACAGCGGGAGAGCCCGCCGAACAAGAUGCAGCCAACAACCGUGAGUACAUAAAACCACCGACGUGGCCAUUCAUUUGUUAACUGCGUUUCGUGUCCGAUCUCAGGCCGUGGGUCAGCCACAGUUACGGUGAACGUUACAACGACGAGUGGCGGCUCGUCUCCGUCUGAUAAGGAGGAAGGCCGCCUAGCGACCAUGACGGCAGCAUUCGACGAGAUGUCCAAAGACAUAAGCGACGACCUGACAGAGUUGCUCGCUGAGUGUUUCAAGUGAGCGCACUCAGAAGAAGCUUGCACGCUUAUUGUCGACCGUAUAUCGCAUCCAGUGCAUGAAUUGAUAGGUUCGUGUACACCCAUCUGGCGCAGCUACUUCGAUCGCAGACGUCCUUCUUUCACGACGGUGGUGUGGCAUUCGACUCUCUGCCCCCACAUGCAGAGCAACUCAUGAGCGGCGAUCUCGAGGACCUCCACAGAGCAGAAGAAAAGGAGAAAGAACGGCAAAGGGAGAAGGACUUGAAAGCCGACGAACACAGCGAGGAGAAAAAAGAGGAGGGAGGGGACAAGGAGGACUGAUUGACGAUAGCUUGACUCAAUGACGGGUGAUUUGUGCGAAGCUGUGGCUUGAUUGAGGUGGUUGUAUGGGUGGAUGCAGUGUAUUGAGUCUGCUUGUCUGUAAAACACGGCACGAUCAUGUACAUUAAAAUAAAUGCAAACCUAAACACUGACGGACAUACUUGGACAUCUUGUUCCCACCAAUGUCUUGCAUGUGUCUGUGGUUUCUUGUGUGAAGGAAUACGUGCUGCGUGGGACGACGCCAUUUUUGGUUAUGGGGUAAUUUGGAUUUCUCUCCGGUCUGAGCCGGUUUCCUGUUGCUUUUCUGUCAAGACAUCAUGUUUAGCAGCUCGAGAACGCCAUGUCGCCACAUGCGAUGUAUUCAUCUAC
Messenger RNA from Vitrella brassicaformis, 1868 nucleotides. The record is from the annotation of a GenBank genome assembly. Lineage: Eukaryota; Vitrellaceae.